AUGCGACCACUAUGUUGGCCAAAUACAGUUCAAUUAACAUUAAGUAUUCAACGUUCCAGCGAAAUAAUCCUUUUAUUUAAAUACAAUGCUUUAUCUGCAAUUGAAUAUUUGAACAUUACUAUUGAGAAUAUGAAUACUGAUCUAGCUUUCAAUACAGAUAUAUCAGCAAUGGACAUUCAACUUUCAGAAGAUUCCCUACGACAAACGGCUGUUGUUAGUACUCAUCUGAAACAUUUACUCUUACGCUACAUAACUUUGAAUGAUGCUAUUAUAUUGAUUGGUUCGUCAAUCAUGCCUGUACUUGAAGAAUUGAUACUUAUUAAUAUGUAUGAUAACACUUUAGAUCAUUUUGGUCAAUUUCAAGAACUUUGUAGUUCUACAUAUUUACCUUCUUUGAAAACGCUUCAUUUCUCACUAUGUUUUCCUCAAGAAAUCGAACAUGUAUGGAGAAUGAAUUCAUUCAAUUACAAUCGUCAAUGGCCUUUUGAAAAUAUUAAUUCUUAUAUAGAUGAGAGUUAUAUGCGUGAUCUAGAUGAAGAAAAAUUUAUUCCAAAAAUCCUAUUUUUUAUCUAUAACUGUCUAAUUAAUCUUCUCUAUCGUCAUAAACGAGCUUUUCACAACUGCGGUUUCGCAACACAUGCAUCUGCUCCUAUUCGGACAAUUCGACGACGAUCUAUUCAAUGGAUAUGUGAUCAAAAAUAUGAAGCUGAGCAAUUUAACAAAACUCUACAAAUAGUUGCAAGUGGUCAAGUUACUGAACUCCGUCUAACAUAUUUAAAUGAACGAACAAAUACAUUAAUAAUGUCAGAAUGUAAAUCACAUUGGAAUUUAUCGCUUAAUCAUAUACGAUCCAUUACAUUCAACAUACAAUCAGAUUCAAUUCAGCAAUGCGAACGUAUCGCCAUGAUCGAACAAAUUCUUGAUGCAUCACCAAAUCUUUCAUCUCUUGUAAUAGCAUGGAGAGAUUUUCAACAUUGUUCACAAAAAUACUUAAAUUUGAAACAUCUGCAUCUCUUAUUAAAUGGAAGAUUCAAGAAUCCUAAACAUUAUUUUGAUAUUCAUCGAUUAAAUGAAUUAGUACCUCAUCUAUAUACACUCGAAACAAGUGAUUCAGUUAUGAUGCUGAAUGAAAAACUUAUUGAAUUUAUUUUGAACAUUAGUCAUCAGUUUGAUCAACUAGUCUAUUUGGUGUUGAACAAAAAGUGUUUAAAUCGAUCUAGUGGCAAAAAAAAACUCGAAUUCACAGACAAAUUAAUUGCAGCUAGUCAUGAUCAGAUAUUUCAUGGUUAUAAUAUGCAUUUUCAGUUUUAUGGAUAUGAUGAACUACGUAUUUGGUUCUAA
Messenger RNA from Adineta steineri, 1341 nucleotides. The record is from the annotation of a GenBank genome assembly. Lineage: Eukaryota; Metazoa; Rotifera; Eurotatoria; Adinetida; Adinetidae.